Molecule: messenger RNA, 258 nt
Organism: Exophiala oligosperma
Lineage: Eukaryota; Fungi; Ascomycota; Eurotiomycetes; Chaetothyriales; Herpotrichiellaceae
Exons: 2
Coding region: 1-258 (85 amino acids)
Source: RefSeq, a predicted model, not a curated record
AUGUCAUCACAACCUCAGAGCUCUAUUCCUGGGUAUCGCCCAGCACCAUUUCUCACGCGCGGCAAAAAACUAGUCCUCCUUUCCAUCUUCUUCGUCCCCGUCGUCAGCUAUGCAUGGCUCAAGAGGCUCGAAGCCAAAUCCAAAGAACAAACGCGACUCCUCGAGGAAGAAGGGAGGCGGAACUGGAUACAGGAGAACCAAAGGUUCAAUAGAAAAGACCUCAGCGUGGCAGUUGGCAGGAGCGGAGGAGGCGUCUGA